AAUCUGGUGCUCUUUGGCCUCCCCUCUGUAAGGUUGGAUCAGAACUCCAGCUUACACUCUGCUUUUAACAAAUUCACCAAGCACUAAACUAUGUUUAGGCACUGUUGUAUUAGGCAUUUCACAUUCAUUAUCUCAUUUAAUCCUCAAAACAAUCCCACAUAUUAGCUUUAGAGAGGUUAAGGUACUUGCUUAAAGUCACACAGUUAAGUGGUAGAGCUGGGCUUCAAACCUGGGCUUGCCUAGCACCAAAGCUUGAGCUCUGACCUCUGUGCUGCACAUUCACCACUCAGCCAAUGAACCCUCAUGAGCGCGUGAGAAGAGAAACUUGAAGGCCCUUGAGUGACUGGGAGGCUAGAUGAUGGCCCCCAAAAGGUAUUCACCUCCUCAUCCCUGGAACCUGUGAAUGUUACUUUAUAUGGUGAAAAAGGACUUUGCAAAUGUGAUUAAGUUAAGAACCUUGAGAUGGGAAGAUUAUCCUGUACUAUCCAGGUGGGAUCUAAAUACAGUCACAUAUAUCAUCAUAAAAGGGAGGCAGGGGAUCUGGCACACACACAGAAGAGUUGGUAAGGCAGUGUGAUCGUGGAGGAGGAGACUGCAGUGAUUGGCCGCAAACCAAGAAAUGCCAGCUGCUACCAGAAGCUGGAAAAGGCAAGGAAUGAUUUUCCCCUGGAGCCUCCGGAGAAAGCACAGCCCUGCUGACACCUGGUUUGGCCCAGUGAUACUGGUUUCAGACUUCUGGCCGUCAGAACUGUGAGAGAAUGUGUUUCUGUUGUUUUAAGCCACUAAGUUUGUGGUAAUUUGUUAUGGCAGUCACAGGUGACUUUGUGACCUCUCUAGGCCAGUUUCCUUAUCUGUAAAAUGAGGAUAUUAGUGGUAAUACCUAGAAUUAAAAAAAAAAAAGGGCUAGCAUUUACCUAGCACAAGGUAGAUGCUCCACAGGGCUAUUAUCCCUCGCAGGGUCCGAGAGGAAUAUGUAUGGGGUGCUUUGGGAGCACAUGGGAAGGAAGGACAAUUAACCCAGCCUCUAGUUCAUAAAUGCACGUGACCAUCCAGUAAGGUUAACAAAGAAGUUGAAAUUAAUUAAAAAUGACAGUAUAUGGCAUUUAUUGACCAAAUGACAGAGAGUUCACAAAACAAUCUCCAUCCUUAAUUUCUAAGAGUGACUGCAACCACCAGAGAAACUUUUCAGGUGGUAACUCAUUACCUCGUGGAUGCCCCAGCGACUUUAUUUUUCUGGAGGUGAUUCUGAAUGGUCAUUCCAGGACACAUUAAUUAAUGAACCAUAAAAAUAAACACUGCAACUGGAAACUGGAAGUGUAAAUUCAGUUGCCUAUCAGGAAUGUCAUCUGUGACCAUCACACUUUGUCCUUAGAAAUGAGAAGAGGGAAGGCUGGACUUAUCUAGGGGCCUGGUUCCCAGGCAUGUAAGGAUUAUUUCUCCCUGAGGGCUGCACUGAAGCUAGGCCAGAGAGUUUGCUUUUGAGCAGUUCCCAUUUGUUCAUCCAGCUCCUGGAGAGUCGUCAUUGCCUUCAUUAUGGAUUGCUCUGGGCUAGUGAUGGAAGAGUUAGCAGGGUGGCCUGGAGUGGCUCUUAGCAGGCUGGUGCCAGCUGACACAUGCCACUUAGGUUUCCAAGGAGCCAAGCUGUCCCCACUCACGCAUGGCUGAUGCACUUGUGGCUAAAUGCGGUGCCACCAGGGCCCCGGGCCAGAUUCAGGGCAGGAAAUAGAAUGCCAUCUCCAUCACCAGGGAAACAAUGGCCUGCGUGCAUGAUUUAAACCAGGGCCAACAAGAAAGCUCAAAGGCAGGGUCAGAAGAGGAAGGGAGACCAGAGAGUGGCUUGUAUGGAUUUUGUCUUGGGUUAUAACUGUUGACAAGCCACUUAGCUGCCCCCAUGUUUAAGUUUAUCUGCAUAUAAGAUGGGGGUAACAAUAUUUACGCAUCUCACUGGGGACUUAUGAAAACAACAUUUCUGACAGACCACUCAGGAUCCAUGGAUGGAAGAUGGUAUAACAAAGAGCGAGUAGAAGAGAAAGGAGCAAAACCAAAGCACACGCUGAGCACCAGAGGCGUGCAAGCCGAGCUCAAGGGGCCUUGGGAAGAGAGCCAGAAGGUGGACCUGCCAGAGGGGACAGUGGAGAGGUUGCCCCCCAUCAGUGCUUCGGGGAUAGGAGCUGACCUCCUUACGCAGGCAGAGGCCUCACCAGGGCAGGGAGACGGAGUUCCUGGCCCAGCCCAGGUACGCUCAGAGGUGGAAGCCAAAGCUCCUGUAGCAUCCAGCGAGAACCCCAGAACGGGCCUGGAAUUGUCUGUGGUGUCUGAAAGGGUCAGUGAGGCUCCCACCGGCCAGGAGGCUGCAUCGGGUGCAGGACGAGGAACAUCAUCCAGUAGGCCUGACCCUCGGCCCUCGGAGGAGGGCAUGAGGCUGACUCCAGCGCUGCCAGCCCAGGCCAAGUCAGCUCACGGUGGUGGAGAAACACCUCCAAGGAUCUCCAUCCAUGUGCAGGAGACAGACACCCCUGGGGAGCUACUUGUGACACGAGGCGGCAGCCUCAGAACCACGCCCCCUGCAGAGGCUUCAGCAGCUGCCCAUCCAGGUGAGCAGGACUCAUCUGGGCCCAGGUGCUGCCCCCAGGCCCCUGGGACUGAGUCAGGAAAACAUAUCCCAAAAGGAGCCGGGGUGUUUUCCCCACUGUGGAAGCGGAGCAGCGACUGUGGAGCAAAGGACAAAGAGAAGCAGGGAUCUGGGCCCGAGCCCGCCAUGGCACCAAGCAGGGCCUGGAGGGACAAGGGAGCUGAUGCCAGGACCCCAGGCCCGCAGCAGGACACAGGCCCAGGAGCAGGGAACCCCGAGCCUGGAAAAGACUGCACAGCCAGGGGCACGAGCGGAGCCGAAGCAGGAAGGAGGACACCCCCGGGAGCUGAGGCGAGCAGCCUGUUUCUGGACGACAGUCCAGCCCCGCCAGCCCCCUUCGAGCAUCGGGUGGUGAGUGUCAGGGAGACCUCGACCUCAGCGGGCUACACAGUGUGCCAGCACGAAGUCCUGGGAGGGGGCCGGUUUGGCCAGGUCCACAGAUGCACGGAGAAGGCCACGGGCCUCUCGCUGGCGGCCAAGAUCAUCAAAGUGAAGAGUGCCAAGGACCGGGAGGAUGUGAAGAACGAGAUCAACAUCAUGAACCAGCUCAGCCAUGUGAACCUGAUCCAGCUCUACGAUGCCUUUGAGAGCAAGAACAGCUUUACCCUUGUCAUGGAGUAUGUGGAUGGGGGUGAGCUCUUUGACCGGAUCACAGAAGAGAAGUACCACCUGACCGAACUGGAUGUGGUGUUGUUCACCAAGCAGAUCUGCGAGGGUGUGCAAUACUUCCAUCAGCAGUACGUCCUGCACUUGGACCUCAAGCCUGAGAACGUACUGUGUGUCAAUCAGACGGGACACCAAAUUAAGAUCAUUGACUUUGGGCUGGCCAGAAGGUACAAGCCUCGGGAGAAGCUGAAGGUGAACUUUGGCACUCCAGAGUUCCUGGCCCCGGAAGUUGUCAAUUACGAGUUUGUCUCGUUCCCAACGGACAUGUGGAGUGUGGGAGUCAUCACCUACAUGCUGCUCAGUGGUUUGUCCCCAUUUCUAGGGGAAACAGAUGCAGAGACCAUGAAUUUCAUUGUGAACUGUAGCUGGAAUUUUGAUGCUGACACCUUUGAAGGGCUGUCAGAGGAGGCCAAGGACUUUGUCUCCCGGUUGCUGAUCAAAGAGAAGAGCUGCAGAAUGAGUGCCACACAGUGCCUGAAACAUGAGUGGUUGAAUAACUUGCCUGCCAAAGCUUCUAAAUCAAAAGUUCGUCUCAAAUCCCAACUAUUGCUGCAGAAAUACAUGGCUCAGAGGAAAUGGAAGAAACACUUCUACGUGGUGACUGCUGCCAACAGGUUAAGGAAAUUUCCACCUUGUCCCUAA
Mesoplodon densirostris (Blainville's beaked whale) is the source of this 3940-nucleotide messenger RNA. It is a transcript of the gene MYLK3, whose product is annotated as myosin light chain kinase 3. Gene Ontology annotation, cellular component: cytoplasm; nucleus. Lineage: Eukaryota; Metazoa; Chordata; Mammalia; Artiodactyla; Ziphiidae. The record is from RefSeq and is a predicted model, not a curated record. Bases 1955 to 3940 code for a protein of 661 amino acids. Gene Ontology annotation, biological process: protein phosphorylation; intracellular signal transduction; positive regulation of apoptotic process. Gene Ontology annotation, molecular function: ATP binding; protein serine/threonine kinase activity. The transcript has 13 exons.